Molecule: messenger RNA, 1339 nt
Organism: Eriocheir sinensis (Chinese mitten crab)
Lineage: Eukaryota; Metazoa; Arthropoda; Malacostraca; Decapoda; Varunidae
Product: N(4)-(Beta-N-acetylglucosaminyl)-L-asparaginase-like
Exons: 5
Coding region: 131-1219 (362 amino acids)
Biological process (GO): protein deglycosylation
Cellular component (GO): lysosome
Molecular function (GO): N4-(beta-N-acetylglucosaminyl)-L-asparaginase activity
Source: RefSeq, a predicted model, not a curated record
ACUGGGGUGACUCAAAACUCCCGUGAAAGCCUUAAAUGUGUGCAUGGGUGAGGAAAUGUAACAUGGCCUUCCCCUCCAGGCCGAGUCAGCUCAUGGCCGGGAAGUGACCCACGUUAAAGCCACAGGGAGGAUGAAGUAUGCCGAUUUGACCAACAGUCCUACCAGGUGUGUCCGAGGCCGAGGCAGCAUGAUGGGCGGCGUGCUGCGGGGCCUUCUGCUGCUCCUCACGCCCACCCUGCUCGUGCACGCCAACACGCCCUUGGUCAUCAACACGUGGAACUUCACCAACGCCACGGCCAAGGCGUGGGAGGUGCUGACCCAGGGCGGAGGAUCAGUGGUGGAUGCUGUGGUGCACGGCUGUACGGUGUGUGAGGAGCUGCAGUGUGAUGGCACGGUCGGGUUCGGUGGCAGCCCGGACGAAAACGGCGAGACCACCCUUGAUGCAAUGAUCAUGGAUGGCACCACACAUGAUGUAGGUGCAGUGGCUGACCUCCGCAGGGUGAAGGGUGCCAUCGCUGUAGCCCGCAGCGUAAUGGAGCACACUACACACACGCUGCUGGUGGGCGAGCAGGCUGCACAGUUCGCCUUCACAAUGGGCUUCCAAGAGGAGAACCUCACUACCCCAACCUCGGCCCACAUGCACCAGGAGUGGCUGGAUAACAACUGCCAACCGAAUUUUUGGGUGGAUGUGACACCAGACCCAACCACCUCCUGCGGGCCAUACAAGCCUAUUAACCCCAAGGCUAGCAAGGCAGCGAUAGCCAAGGAGGGGAAGAACUUCAAUCGCUUCAGCCAUGACACUAUUGGAAUGAUUGCUAUUGAUGCCAAGGGCCAUAUUGCAGGAGGAACCUCAACCAACGGCGCCCGCAACAAGAUCCCCGGCAGGGUUGGGGACUCGCCUAUUCCUGGCAGCGGGGCUUACGUGGACAAGUUUGUGGGCGGGGCGGCUGCCACAGGAGAUGGGGACGUGAUGAUGAGGUUCCUCCCUGCGUUGGUGGCCGUGGAAGGCAUGCGUGCCGGCCUCAGUCCCAGUAAGGCUGCAGAGGUAGCCAUACUCAGAGUGGCUCAGUAUUACUCGGAGUUCAUGGGAGCAGUGGUGGCCGUCAACAUUGCCGGGGAGUACGGAGCAGCCUGCCACGGCAUUGAAACCUUCCCUUUCUCAGUUGCCGAUUCAGUAACGAAUACCGUAGAAAUUAAAAAUGUAACCUGCAUUGUAUAGUGGUUAGCAGGCACAAAAAUAAAGUAAUAAAUACAAUGGAAACUAAGUCACUAAAGAGGAAUUAAUGAUACAUGAUGAUUGUGAAACUUCUUUAUGACUUAAUAAACAUUCCAUACCUUU